CCCCUUUUGUUGAGUUGUAGUGCGCAUGCUCAGUGUAGUAGCCGGUUAUGGCGGCGAUGUGCGUUGCUCCAUGAGGUUGUGGACGCCUGCUAUUCUUGCGGACAGAGCGUUCCGAACCAAACGCUGGCAUGGCAGGAGUAUUUGAUAUUGAUUUGGACCAGCCGGAGGAAAAUGUCUCCGACGAUGAGAAUGAGGAGGCUCAAAUCAGUGAUAUCAUGGACCAGUGCAGUGGAUUUGAGUUCAACAUGGACGACUGUGAGAAGAUUGAGAUAUCAGAGGACAACGUCAAUAAGGGAACAGAGAGCAUCAGGCCAGAGUGCUUUGAGCUGCUGCGGGUCCUGGGGAAAGGUGGUUAUGGAAAGGUUUUUCAAGUUCGAAAAGUCGUUGGAGCUGCAUCAGGCAAAAUAUUUGCCAUGAAAGUUUUAAAAAAGGCUAUGAUUGUACGUAACGCCAAGGACACAGCCCAUACCAAGGCAGAGAGGAACAUCUUGGAGGAGGUGAAGCAUCCCUUCAUUGUUGAUCUCAUCUACGCCUUUCAGACAGGAGGAAAGCUGUACCUCAUCCUGGAGUACCUGAGUGGAGGAGAACUUUUCAUGCAGCUGGAGCGGGAGGGCAUCUUUAUGGAAGACACAGCAUGUUUUUACCUGGCAGAGAUCUCCAUGGCUCUGGGUCACCUACACCAGAAGGGCAUCAUCUACAGAGACCUGAAGCCUGAGAACAUCAUGCUCAACAGCCAAGGCCAUGUAAAGCUGACAGACUUUGGGCUGUGUAAAGAGUCCAUUCAUGAUGGCACAGUCACCCACACUUUCUGUGGGACCAUCGAAUACAUGGCCCCAGAGAUCCUGAUGAGAAGUGGACAUAAUCGAGCAGUGGACUGGUGGAGCCUGGGUGCUCUGAUGUACGACAUGCUCACAGGAGCGCCACCGUUCACUGGUGAAAACCGAAAAAAGACCAUUGACAAGAUCUUGAAGUGUAAACUCAGCCUCCCGCCCUACCUCACACAGGAAGCUCGAGAUCUCCUGAAAAGGUUACUGAAGAGAAACGCCUCCUCGCGACUGGGAGCAGGAGCAGGAGACGCCACAGAGGUGCAGGCGCACCCCUUCUUUCGACACAUCAACUGGGAGGAUUUGCUGGCUCGUAAAGUGGAGCCUCCCUUCAAACCUUUCCUGCAAUCCGCUGAAGACGUGAGUCAGUUUGACUCAAAGUUCACCAGUCAGACACCAGUUGACAGCCCUGAUGAUUCGACCCUCAGUGAAAGUGCCAAUCAAGCAUUUCUGGGUUUCACGUACGUCGCUCCCUCAGUCCUGGAAAACAUCAAAGAAAAGUUCUUGUAUGAGCCAAAAAUCCGCUCACCACGACGGAUCAUGGACAGCCCGAGGACGCCUCUCAGCCCAGUCAAGUUCUCAGGGGGGUGCUGGCCCCAGAGCCCCCUCAGCAGAGGACCAAGCAUCCUCCAGUCACCUCAGGACCAGGCCAUGGAACUGUCCACGCUAGAGCAGAUGGACGUCACAAUCAGCUCCGAGGCCUCGGCCCCUCUUCCCAUUCGUCAGCCUGCCGGGGUGAACCGGGCUCAGAUGAAGCAGCAGGCCUAUCCUGUCAUGGCCAAACGACCUGAACAUCUACGUAUGAACCUAUGACCCAACAUGCCUUUUUAGGCGAGUUUAUUUUGUCACUCUUUGUUGAUAUUUUUAAAAACAAAGCAAAAAAGAUAUGGAUGCUAGAGACGAUGAAAAUCAAAAAUUGCACAUCCACACACUAUGUAUACGGUCACAACCCGGAGUUUGUGCGUGGGUCUGGGACUCCAGCGUGCUGCAGUUAAGAGCUACCGACAAAUUCACCAUCUUGCAUCCUCCUCCACCUCAGGUCUCAUGACCUGUGUCUACUGACUCCCCCUCCCUUUCUGAACUGGACUAGUAGGACUGGAUGUCCUAUGAGGAUCUUAAAGCCUUUGUGUAAUCUGGAAAUCAAAGGCUUCAUGUAUCACACAGUUUGCAGGCGAUUUAAACUAAAUGCAGUUGGUCUGUUGUACAAGAUGACGUCCAAAGUGCUUUGUGCUCUCUGAAUGAAUGCCAGUGAGGAAACUGCUUCCACUGGGAGAUGAUGUUACUUCUCCUUAGAGAAAACAUGCUCCCUGGCUCCGAUAUUGAUAUAUUGUAUACAUUUAUUAUAGAAAACGAUCAAAGAAACUGUUGUGGGCAGUGGACAAACAGAGGUUCUAGUAUUGAUGAAUAUUACUUUGUCUUGUUUUACAAAAUGAAUGCAUUAACUGUGCUGUACAUCAGUGAUGAAUCAGAGCCUAAAUUUAAAAAAAAAAAUCAUGUUUAAUUCUUUCAGCAGUGGUGGUGUGGGCAACUUGUGGAUGGCUUAUUUGAUGUGGGAUCCAUACUUUAAUUUAUCUGCCCUUCAAGAAUAUGUCACUAGGGGAUUUUUUACUGGAUUAGUUUGACGCGAUGUUGGCGUCACUCAUUCCUAUAAACACCCGAAACAU
This is a messenger RNA of Monopterus albus (swamp eel), 2488 nucleotides long. RefSeq names its product ribosomal protein S6 kinase b, polypeptide 1b (gene rps6kb1b). Gene Ontology annotation, biological process: signal transduction; protein phosphorylation. Lineage: Eukaryota; Metazoa; Chordata; Actinopteri; Synbranchiformes; Synbranchidae. Bases 129 to 1637 code for a protein of 502 amino acids. The transcript is spliced from 15 exons. Gene Ontology annotation, molecular function: ATP binding; protein serine/threonine kinase activity. The record is from RefSeq and is a predicted model, not a curated record.